This is a messenger RNA of Lentinula edodes (shiitake mushroom), 1086 nucleotides long. RefSeq names its product GroES-like protein. The transcript has 7 exons. The coding region runs from base 1 to 1086 and encodes 361 amino acids. NCBI's taxonomy places the organism in Eukaryota, Fungi, Basidiomycota, Agaricomycetes, Agaricales, Omphalotaceae. The record is from RefSeq and is a predicted model, not a curated record. Gene Ontology annotation, molecular function: zinc ion binding; L-iditol 2-dehydrogenase (NAD+) activity. Gene Ontology annotation, biological process: D-sorbitol catabolic process.
AUGACUCAAGUGAGUAACUAUGGAUGCAUUCUCAUCAAAGCACUGUCUGUCGAGGUCAAAGAAGUCACUCUCCCUGUCGUCGGGCGAGAGGAUGUGAUGGUGAAGGUCGAAUCUACCGGAAUAUGUGGUAGCGAUUUGCACCUGUACAAUCACUUCGGUUUCGGAAAGGUCAUGAUGAGAAAACCCAAUAUUCUUGGACACGAAUCAGCUGGAACAGUGGUCGAGGUUGGACAUAAUGUGACCGAUGUCGCUAUCGGAGAUAGAGUAUGCAUCGAGCCCACCAUGUUCUGCAGAAAAUGCCAUAAUUGUAAAAUCGGUAAGACUAACGUUUGUCGCAAUUUCAGACAAGCUGGGAUGGAACCAACUCCAGGAACGUUGCAACAGUACUACGUUUGCGAAUCCGAUUUUGUUGUUAAAAUACCCGACUCUCUGUCUUGGGAAGAGGCGGGAUGUAUCCAACCCCUCGCUAUCGCCAUUCAGUUAGCCAAGCGCGCGAAAUUUGCAGCGGGACAAACGGUAGCAGUGUUCGGAUGUGGACCUCUGGGCGCUUUAGUAAUGGCUACAGCUCGAGCUUAUGGAGUUUCCAAAAUUGUCGCCAUUGAUAUCUCUCAGAAGCGUGUCGAUUUUGCAAAAAGCAUGUGGGCUGAUUAUAGUUUUAUUUCCCCACCGAAGGAACUCCCCCAAGAUUAUCCAGAUUGGGCCGCAGCAUUCAAAGAUCAGGUGAUGAAGGAUGCUGGUCUCGAUCCAUGGGGAGUGGACAUUGCUGUGGAAGCCUCAGGUGCAGAGCCUUGCAUGCAUGCGGGUAUUGCUUUUACUCAUCCAGGCGGAACCUAUGUCCAGGCCGGUUUAGGACGUGCUAUAAACUCUUUCCCCACUGUGGAAGUUGUGGCAAAAGAAUUAGAUGUUAUUGGGUCGGUUCGAUACACUGCAGGUUGCUUCCAGACAGCGAUCGACCUGGUAGUCAGCGGCAAAGUUGAUCUCAAGCCAUUGAUUACUGCAAUCUUCCCCCUCUCCCGCAGCACUGAGGCUCUCGAAGCUGUUCGGAGGGGUGAUGACUUGAAAGUAGUUAUCAUGAAUCAGCAGUGA